Molecule: messenger RNA, 2132 nt
Organism: Pseudophryne corroboree (corroboree frog)
Lineage: Eukaryota; Metazoa; Chordata; Amphibia; Anura; Myobatrachidae
Product: arylamine N-acetyltransferase, pineal gland isozyme NAT-3-like
Exons: 2
Coding region: 565-1398 (277 amino acids)
Molecular function (GO): arylamine N-acetyltransferase activity
Source: RefSeq, a predicted model, not a curated record
ACUACUACAUGUUUGUGUAUAUGAAUGUGUUGUGCAUGUGUGUGACUGUAUGUGAAUAGGUGUGUUACUACAUAUCUGUAUGCGUGCUUGUGUGUCACUAUGUAUGUAUGUAUGUAUGUAUGUAUACAGGUGUGUGACUGUAUGUAUGGGAGUGAAUGUAUGCGUGCGUGUAUGUGUUUAGAUGUGACAGUAUGUAUGUGUGUGAUUUUACAUAUGUAUCAAUGUAUGGGGUAUUAUUUCCUUUUUCAUUUCAUCUGUAGCCCAAAUGUCUAACUAUGGGGGUCAUUCCGAGUUGAUCGCACAUAGCAACUUUUUGCAGCCCGUGCGAUCAACUAGACGCCGCCUAUGGGGAAGUGUAUUAUAGCAUAGCAGGGCUGUGAUCACUUGUGCAGCCUGGUAUGCUAAAAAAGUUUUGUGUAAAUCAAGACUAGCCCUGCAGUUACUCACCCUGUGCGAUGGAUCCAGCGAUGAAGGUCCCGGAAUUGACAUCAGACAUCCGCCCCCAAAACGCCUGGACACACCUGCGUUCGGAUCUCCACUUCCGGAAAACGGGCAUCCCUAGAAAUGGAUUUGAACCUCUAUCUCCAGCGGAUUGGAAUCACCAAAUUGACACCAUGUUCCUCCACACCGUCCCUUUCAGCGCUACGGGAGCUACAUCGCCGCCACCUGUUCUCUGUACCGUUUGAGAGCCUCAGUAUACACAUUGGGGAGAAGAUUAUCCUGGACACCCUCUGGAUUUAUCAGAAAAUUGUUCUGCGAAGACGAGGGGGCUUUUGUUUUGAGAAUAACGGCCUGUUCUUGUGGGUGUUACAAGAGCUGGGGUACCAGCCGCGGGUGCUAUCGGCCAAAGUAAGGAACCCAUUCACUUUUGUUUUUGGAACUCAGUUUGACCACAUGAUACUGAGUGUGGAGUUAGAGGGCAGGCGGUGGCUUUGUGACGUUGGCUUUGGAGAUGGAAUACUGGAUCCAUUUCCUCUGGAGGCAGGAUGGGAAGAGGAGCAGGACAGUGGUGUGUUUCGGUUACGGGUGGAAGCGGAAGAGUGGUGCUUAGAAAGUAAGGAGGACAAUGACCAGUGGAGGAGCCUGUACAAGUUCACCCUUGAAGAGAGGAGAUUUGAGGACUUCAGGGAGAUGUGUGACUAUCUCCAGACCUCACCAAGUUCUCUCUUUGUUUGCAAAUCUCUCUGCUCCCUACUUCUACCAGAUGGCAGACUGACCUACAUCGGACGCAAGCUGAUCAGCACAGAGUAUACCAAGGGCGGUGGGAGUGUGAAGACCACCGAAGAACUCAGCGAUGAGGAGAUCCCUGACCUGCUCAGAGAAAAGUUUGGCAUUGUGCUGAAUGCAACAUUUGUUCCGAAGGAUGAGAUGUUGGCCCCAAAUCCUGAUGGACAGUGAGGCCUCAGUUGAUAUAUGGCAUUUACACAGCUAUGUGUAUUAUAUAAAUAUUAAAAUGAAGGAAAUACAUAGAAUUACGCAUCUUAAACAAACAUUUCACAGCUUGAUUAGACACACAGCGGCCACAUUGGGCUUUCUGAAAUAAAUGUGGAUCUUUGCCACCCCUAUAAACCAGCCUGUAAAAGUAGCCAUCACCGCUGUAAGAUGGCAUGUGAACAAGCCCUAUCCUUGGUGCAAAAGAAGUGUGUGAAAUCGCGCGGCUCUCUAAGUAGCCGGCAAUUCCACCUACACACUCACCAUCAUGCCACCGUGGUGCUCGUAGUUAUUAUUAUUGGGCCUGAUUCAGAGUAACGCAAUAAUCCAGUGUUAGUGGGUCUACGCAUGCACAAGACUUGUUCUAUACAUGGCCAGAAAAGGUGCUGUGAGAUCGCUCCAGCAAAACUAAUGAAUCUUACUAUCCGAUAUUCUAAUGUGUUUUCCACCGAUGAGUGUCUGCUGAAGAAAUCACACACAGGUGAUGGAGAAACGCAUCCAGACCAGUUCCUUGGAUUAACACCUUUCCAUGUACAAUCAUUACACCUCAUCCCCUUACCUGCAGAACAGACUGUCACAAACGUCAACUUCAACCACUUUAAACAUUAAUAUCUCCAUUUUUGUUUUUUUUUAAAUAGAUUUUCUUUUUUUAAUUGAAAUAUGAUAUUGCAUAAUUAUCAAAUAAAAUACAAGAAAACCUC